AUGGAUUCUGAAACCUUAUCUGCAGCGACUAAAAACAUCAAAAAUCACUUGUCAGUCCAAUCGAAUGGCUCAAUAUCAGCCCCAGAUCCUCCCAAGCAGCCAUUUGUAAUUGGUGUUGCUGGAGGGACCGCAUCCGGGAAAACAACUGUGUGUAAUAUGAUUAUUUCUCAGCUCCAUGAUCGACGUGUUGUUCUUGUCAAUCAAGAUUCAUUUUAUCACUCCUUAAGUGGUGAUACGUUGAAAAGAGUUCAUGAUUAUAACUUUGAUCAUCCUGAUGCCUUCCAUACAGAACUUCUCCUUUCAUGCAUGGAGACAUUGAAAAAUGGACAGGCAGUUGACGUACCAAAUUAUGAUUUCAAGACCCAUAAAAGAAUCGAACCAGGAAGGAAGGUUAACCCUUCAGACAUCAUUAUUUUAGAAGGAAUUCUAGUUCUUCAUGAUUCCCGGGUUCGUGAUCUAAUGAACAUGAAGAUCUUUGUUGACACAGAUUCUGACCUGCGGCUUGCACGGAGAAUUCAGCGUGAUACUGUUGAAAGAGGGAGGAAUAUCCAGAACGUGCUUGACCAGUACGCUCAAUCUGUAAAGCCGAGUUUUGAAGAAUUUAUACUGCCAUCAAAAAAGUAUGCAGACGUUAUAAUCCCUCGGGGAGGAGAUAACGAUGUCGCAAUCGACUUGAUAGUACAACAUAUCCGUACAAAGCUAGGCCAACAUCAUCUGUGUAAAAUAUAUCCAAAUGUUUCUGUUAUUCACUCAACAUUUCAGAUGCGGGGCAUGCACACACUCGUACGUGAUGUUAAAACAACGAAGCAUGACUUUGUCUUUUAUGCCGACCGACUAAUACGCUUGGUGGUGGAGCAUGGUCUAGGUCAUCUUCCGUUUACUGAAAAACAGAUCACCAGUCCAACAGGAUCUGUAUACCCUGGAGUUGUUUUCUGCAAAAGAUUGUGUGGGGUAUCAGUCAUUAGGAGUGGGGAGAGCAUGGAGAAUGCUUUAAGAGCAUGCUGCAAGGGCAUCAAAAUCGGUAAAAUUCUCAUUCACGGAGAGGGCAACAAUGGACGGCAGUUAAUUUACGAGAAGCUACCGGCAGACAUCUCAAGUCGCCAUGUUUUAUUGCUGGACCCUGUUCUGGCUUCAGGAAAUUCUGCAGUCAAAGCUAUUAGCCUGCUUCUCAGUAAGGGUGUCCCAGAGUCUAACAUCAUCUUCCUUAAUCUAAUUGCGGCACCUCAAGGAGUACAUGUGAUUUGCAAGAAAUUUCCAAAGCUCCAACUUGUGACAUCAGAGAUUGAUGUAACAUUGGAUGAGGAUUUGCGUGUUAUCCCAGGGAUGGGAGAGUUUGGGGAUCGUUAUUUUGGCACAGAUAAUUAG
Dovyalis caffra is the source of this 1365-nucleotide messenger RNA. The record is from the annotation of a GenBank genome assembly. NCBI's taxonomy places the organism in Eukaryota, Viridiplantae, Streptophyta, Magnoliopsida, Malpighiales, Salicaceae.